AUGAUACUGCGGGCAGGACGCGCGUCCUUACAGCGCCUGUGCGGUCAUGACGUCGCACGGCUCAUACAUACAGGUACUGGACGUACUCCUCAUCUUACGCUGUUCACUGGCACCCAUUGCUCUUUGUGUGAUGACAUGAAAGAAGUCUUGGACGGAGCUGCUUCACGAUCGUCGUUUACCUUGAGCACCUACAACAUACGUGACGAUGCAUCGCCAAAUGUACGAUACUGGCGCAGAAAGUAUCAGUACGACAUUCCUGUCUUGCAUAUCCGGUGGGAUGCGCCCGCACAUGAAAAUGACUAUGGCGAAGAAAUCGCACGUCACCGUCUGGACCCACUCGUCCUGGCCAAGGCACUGCAUAUCACAUAA
Malassezia restricta is the source of this 369-nucleotide messenger RNA. Its product is annotated as glutaredoxin-like protein. Lineage: Eukaryota; Fungi; Basidiomycota; Malasseziomycetes; Malasseziales; Malasseziaceae. The transcript has a single exon. The record is from RefSeq and is a predicted model, not a curated record. Bases 1 to 369 code for a protein of 122 amino acids.